Ipomoea triloba (trilobed morning glory) is the source of this 1921-nucleotide messenger RNA. Its product is annotated as laccase-15-like. Gene Ontology annotation, biological process: lignin catabolic process. Gene Ontology annotation, molecular function: hydroquinone:oxygen oxidoreductase activity; copper ion binding. The record is from RefSeq and is a predicted model, not a curated record. The transcript has 6 exons. Bases 33 to 1742 code for a protein of 569 amino acids. Gene Ontology annotation, cellular component: apoplast. NCBI's taxonomy places the organism in Eukaryota, Viridiplantae, Streptophyta, Magnoliopsida, Solanales, Convolvulaceae.
AACAAUUAUAAGAGUGAUUGGGGUUGAGAAAGAUGUCUUUGAUUAUGAAGGUUUUAGUUUUGAAUAUUCUAGGGAUUCUCCUGCUAGAUGUCCUUUCACCUAGCCAAGCAAAAACUCAUCGUCAUACGUUUAUCGUGGAAGAAACUCCAUACACGAAGCUGUGCAGUAGCAAGAACAUAUUGACUGUGAAUGGAUCUUUCCCUGGCCCAACUCUAUACAUGAAUAAAGGGGAUAUGCUCAUUGUAGAUGUUUACAAUAAAGGAACUCAAAAUAUUACUAUUCACUGGCAUGGAAUAAAACAACCAAGGUAUCCUUGGUCAGAUGGACCAGAAUAUAUUACACAAUGUCCUAUCGCACCAGGUGCAAAUUUUAGUCAAAGAAUUAAUCUAUCAGAUGAGGAAGGUACGGUGUGGUGGCAUGCUCAUAGCGAUUGGUCGCGAGCCACGGUGCAUGGUGCUGUGAUUAUUUAUCCCGACAAUGGAACUGAAUAUCCAUUUCCCCAACCUGAUGCUGAAAUUCCAAUCAUAUUAGGGGAAUGGUGGAAGAGUGAUAUACAAGCUGUUCUUGAUGAGUUUCUUGCAAGUGGGGGAGGCCCAAAUAACUCAGAUGCCUACCUUAUCAAUGGUCAACCUGGUGAUCUUUAUCCAUGCCCAGUUAAUGAUACAUAUAAGCUGACGGUGGAGUAUGGUAAGACUUAUCUACUGAGAAUGGUAAACGCAGUAAUGAACAACAUCCUCUUCUUCUCCAUCGCAAACCACCAAAUCACAGUGGUGGGAACCGACGGCGCAUACACAAAGCCCUUAACGAGUGACUAUAUUGCCAUAUCUCCCGGCCAAACCAUAGAUUUCUUACUCCAUGCCAAUCAAACCCCUAACCACUACUAUAUGGCUGCCAAGGCCUACAACUCUGCCCCAAGAGUAGAUUUCAACCCCAACACCACCACCGCCGUCCUUCAAUACGCCGGAAAUUACACCCCCACUUCUCCCUUGCCCUUCCCCGCCCUCCCCGCCUUUAACGACACUAACGCCUCCGUUAACUUCACCGGACGCCUCCGUAGCUUGGCGGAUACAAACCACCCAAUAGAUGUCCCUUUGAACAUAUCAACGAACUUACUCUUCACCAUAUCAAUCAACACAUUACCGUGCAACAACACCAACUCAACUUGCGCUGGACCUAACGGAACCCGUUUGGCGGCUAGCAUGAAUAACAAUAGCUUCGUUCUCCCCCAAAUCGACAUUCUUGAAGCUUACUACUACCAGAUUAAUGGCGUCUAUGAUGACAACUUCCCUAGCUUCCCGCCUCUUGUUUUUAACUUCACGGCGAGUAAUCUCUCAACGGCUUUGCAGACGGCGAACCGGACAACGGAAGUGAGGGUGCUUGAGUAUAACGAGACGGUGGAGCUUGUUUUUCAGGGGACAAAUCUUGUGGCCGGAAUUGACCAUCCUAUUCAUCUGCAUGGAUAUAGCUUUUACGUUGUUGGAUGGGGUUUCGGUAAUUUCGACAAGGAUAAGGAUCCUUUGAAUUAUAACCUUGUGGACCCUCCACUUCAGAAUACAAUUGCAGUUCCUAAGAAUGCUUGGACAGCCAUCCGAUUCAAAGCCAAUAAUCCUGGUGUAUGGUUUAUGCAUUGUCACUUAGAGCGGCACACAAGUUGGGGAAUGGAAAUGGCAUUUAUAGUCAAAGAUGGAAAUGGCACAAAUGAGAAGUUGAUGCCUCCACCUCCGGAUAUGCCUAAAUGUUAAGAUUAAAUUAGUUUGAUUAUUAUUUAAUUAUCAAAAAUUAAGUAAAUAUUUUAUCGGACCAUUUAUGUUUUAUGAACCAUGAUACUGUUCUUAAUAAGAUUGAUAUAGAUAAAUAAGAUGGAUUUUAGUUUCAAUUGUACUGUUUCCUAUCCAGAUGCACUACUAUGCUUUUUCUAUUU